UUGUUGCACUUUAUACGGCCGUAUAAGCAAGCACGGCUUUCGCAUCCACCAUUGCUGCUAGCCCCGUCUGUCCGUACGUCAACAAACGUUGUUGUGGCACGCAACGCACAACGAGCGAAAGCACAAUUCAAGCUCGCUUGCUUCUUCGUACACUGGCACAUACUCGGUUGUAUGUGAGCAGCUCGUGCCCGCUGAACACUGAACGCUGACAGCUGACACAAUUAGUUCAAAUUCGAGCACGAUGCAAGCCCGCUAGAUCAUUCGCAUUGAAACUGCGACCGUGUUCGGUGGUAUCAUAUGAAAACAUCGUAUCGAACAUCGUAUCGAAAAACGUUAUUAAUUUAGUGAAUUACUUUACGUCUGAUAUCGGCUAACUUUGAUACUUUAAUAAGAUUACGUAGGACAAUAUAUAUACGUCUGGGUUUGCCGCCGCUUUAUUAAACUACCAGAAUGUGCUGGUUUAAUUGACGAAUCGAACUAGUGUACGGCCGACCUCUUUCACUCUUUUAUUAGAAAAUUAGCGUUAUCGGUGAUAUAAAAAGUGUUCGGUAUACGGAAAUUGAUAUAUUACAGCGUAACAAUAACAAUAACUCCCUAUGUGUGUUAUAAAAUUUUGGAAACUUAUUUAAAAACUUUUGUACAAUUUUCCACAUGAAAUCUCUUUGAAAACUUUGUAAUGAAAUACGUGUGUUGCGCUUAGUUGCCGCAAGUAUAUUGGUAUCUCAUAGAUAGACAGGACAAAGUUUUCAUUCCUGACUUUAUACUGUGCUGUGAUUAUCGUUGCCCUCUACGCGUCUCUCAACUGCAUUAUCAAAAUUUAACAAAGUUUUUCUAACAAUAUAUUCGGUUCAAGAAGUUUACCUGUGUAAGAUGCACAAAACUACUUUACGGUUUCGUAGCAGCACUUUUUUUUUUUUGGAUAAUUAAACUUUUUUUAAGUGUUGUUUUUGCUUAGAACUUCCAAAAAGGAACUUUGAAAAUUUUUUGUAAAAUUAAAAAAAAAAUUGAGUACUAGAACAAGUGAAACAGUUACAAUAGGUGGAACCACGCUGGCAACAACAUACCACAACAAUCUACAACACAGAAGCUGAGGCAUAACGUCUGUAUUAAUUCGAUCAAGAAUUUUGCCGAACGUGUGGACGGGUUUCCCCAAGGAACCCGCCAAAUAAAAUUAGUCAAAAUUUUUACGGACGGAAAUAAGCUUGGUCCUGCUCCAGCGGGAAGAGGAAUGUUUUGCUAUCAAUGUCCUCCUGCAUUGCAUCCAUGCGGACCGCACCCUCCUCGCUUACCCUCCUUGGAAUAUCCAUUUGCAGCCACACAUCCUUACACAAGCUACUCAUACCAUCCUGCCAUCCACGAUGAAACAUUCGUACGGAGAAAGCAACGCCGCAAUCGCACUACUUUCACCUUGCAACAGUUGGAGGAACUAGAGACUGCCUUUGCCCAGACCCAUUAUCCUGAUGUUUUUACACGUGAAGACCUCGCUAUGAAAAUUAAUCUUACGGAAGCACGCGUACAGGUAUGGUUUCAAAACAGACGGGCUAAAUGGAGAAAAGCAGAGCGACUUAAGGACGAGCAAAGAAAACGUGAAAAUGGCGAAAGUGGUAGUUCCUUAGAAAAGCUUCAUGAUAGUCGUGAAUCAUCACCUGAUGUAACUGGAGAAAUUGACGAUGAUGAACCGCGAGGUUCACAUAGCCCUUCAGUACGUGAUAGCCCACAUGCCAUCGAUUCAGACAAUGAACGUCCGCUAUCGUCAACACAAUUAACCACGAAAUCAACAUCACAAUCCAUUGGAUCAAUAAGUGCAGGUUCUCCAUCGCCCAGUGAACGCACCAUACAAAAUCUCAAUAACAGCAGCCCUUCCACCUCACGCAAUACCGAUUCGCCUAUUGAAGUUGGCGGCCCCAUUUCGCUCACGACACGCGCCUCCGUCAACACUACAAGCUCAUUGCAUACGCACUCCUCAUUUGGAACUCACAUAUUUGGCAACUUUGCUAAUGACACUUGUGGCUUUCGUCCGUUACUCAACGAUGCUGCAGGCCCUGCUUCAAACGUGAAUUCAGCUGGUCAUCGUACAAAUCAUCCUCCACUAUUUUUACCACCUCAUCUGGCAUCGCUCAGCUCUCAAUUCUCUCAUCAACCACUGUUUUCUAGUUUAAAAGGAGUACCAACAUUCCCAGGAUUGUGUUCGUGUUGUUCGCUAAAGCCACCGCCACCGGCAGCUUCGUCAGUACCAGUUUCAUCUUCUUCAGCAAAUAGUUCACCAGAGUCACCAACAUCAUCGAAUCAUGCAAACAACGACCCACGUUCUAAUUCGGUUGCAGAGCUGAGACGAAAGGCACAGGAACAUUCUGCCGCCUUACUGCAAUCACUACAUGCUGCUGCUGCUGGCCUUGCAUUUCCGGGCCUACAUUUGCCACCAAUUUCAUUUCAUCAUCACACGCUAAACAACGCACACAACAACAAUAACAACAACAAUAACAACAACAGCAACAAUAAUAACAACAGCGUAAGACUAAAAAACGAAGCGCAGGACAUGACGGCAAAUACUAUUAACGGAUUAACAUCCGGAAAUUCUCUGUCUGCCAUUGGUGUACUGGAGCAACAUCAGAAUUCCGUAUAUCAAUUGCAACAACAGCACCAACAACAGCAACAGCAACAACAACAACAACAACAGCAAUCGUCUUUGCAUCAACUUUCACCACCAGCCACGCCUACUCAAUCAUCAUUAAGACAAGAUACCCCACCAAAUGCCAGCAUUACCAAGUGCGAAUAAAAUGAAAAUUGUUAUUCACAAUUAAAUUGCACAAUUUCGCCACAUAGACUAGAACGCACACAUAUAUCACUUCCGCAGUAGAUUUACUGUUUGUACGAGGGAAGUGCCAAAUAGUAACGCACCCACUUAUUUCAACACAAUACGCAGUAUUCUAAUAAUAGAGAGAAUUUAACGAUAACUGAAACAAUUGAGCAGCUAUCGACAACAAAUCGGAUAACUUGGAGUAACAGACGAGGUGAGGUCUAAGUUAUACAUUACCGAUUAACGUAUAUUUCGGAAUUUUCGAAAAUUGUAUUUUCCACUGGUAUAAAAUCUGAUGUUGAAAAUAAGUUCCUGAAAGAGUGGAGGGAAGAAGAUGCAUACAGGGAACAUACACAAUCAUCUUAGUGAGUACAUUUUAGUUCAAUAAGAUGAACUACUAACUUCGUACUGACACCUACAUCAAUAAUGUGGUAUUAAGUAGGUGCUGAAUGGUAAAUAUUUGCUAAUAACCUUAAACGCAAUGAUCCAUGUAGGCAUCCUUCCACAACCGACAGUCAUGUACAGAUUGCCAGGUGACGUAAAGUGAAGAGAAGAUAAGAAUUCAAGAUAAAAUAUGUAUACAAGAAAAUUUUGUUUUAAAUAUCUAAGAAUAGUGAGGAUCCCA
Molecule: messenger RNA, 3422 nt
Organism: Teleopsis dalmanni
Lineage: Eukaryota; Metazoa; Arthropoda; Insecta; Diptera; Diopsidae
Gene: Drgx
Product: protein kinase 4
Exons: 8
Coding region: 1229-2776 (515 amino acids)
Biological process (GO): regulation of transcription by RNA polymerase II
Molecular function (GO): RNA polymerase II transcription regulatory region sequence-specific DNA binding; DNA-binding transcription factor activity, RNA polymerase II-specific
Source: RefSeq, a predicted model, not a curated record